Messenger RNA from Aureobasidium subglaciale EXF-2481, 1733 nucleotides. RefSeq lists its product as uncharacterized. Lineage: Eukaryota; Fungi; Ascomycota; Dothideomycetes; Dothideales; Saccotheciaceae. Bases 138 to 1631 code for a protein of 497 amino acids. Gene Ontology annotation, molecular function: enzyme regulator activity. Gene Ontology annotation, cellular component: proteasome complex; proteasome regulatory particle, lid subcomplex. The transcript has 3 exons. Gene Ontology annotation, biological process: regulation of protein catabolic process; ubiquitin-dependent protein catabolic process. The record is from RefSeq and is a predicted model, not a curated record.
UCGCCAUCGCUCCAACAGCAGCACCAUCCAGCUCGAACUUCGCAAAGAGGCAACUCCAUCGAACCCGCACAUCCACAACAUCUCUGGCGCCGCAUCUGUUUCCUCCUUCCUAUUCGUCACUGUUUCCGAAGAACACCAUGGCCGACAAGAUGGAAGGCGUCGAGGUCGCCUCUGCUCCUGUCGACAACGCUCCUACCGCUGAGCAGCUCUCACAAUCCAUAAUCGCAAAUUUCGGUCUGCUCGAUCAAGCCGUCGCUCGCUUCGAUGGACGCUUCACCCUCCGUGUCCUUCGCUCAAUAUCGAGUAUGCGCAAGAGCCCCAAGCUCCUUGACGCCUUGUCGAACGCUAUUGCCUCGCUCUAUGCCUCACACCAGGACUCACCCGACAAGCAUUUCCUUGAAUCUGCUCUCCAGAAGAAGGCAUCCGCUCUUGCCCAUGCCAACGCCCCUAAGGAUGGAGAUGUUCUCCCAGAGUCCUUCAUCUACUUGGCCGUCCUGAUCCAGGUCUACCUCUUUGAUGCGCAAAAAUACUCACACGGUGCCGACUUCUCGUCCGCUCUGGUCGACAGAGUACGAGAAUACAACCGCCGCACACUGGACUCGCUCGCUGCAAAGUCCUACUUCUACUACCACCUCUUCCACGAGCAGCUUGACCCCAAGCCGCCAUCAAAGCAGUCGCCCGUCAUCGCCACUAGAUCUAAGCUUCUGGCUGCUCUCCGCAGUGCUGUGCUACGCAAGGAUAACGACACCCAAUCCGCCGUCAUCGUCCUCCUCCUCCGCAACUACAUCUCCACCGCCGAUAUUACUCAGGCCGACCUCUUGGUCAACCAGACCACUUUCCCCCCGAGCGCUCCUAACAACCAAGUCUGCCGCUACCUCUACUACCUCGGACGCAUUCGCGCAAUUCAAUUAUCAUACACUGCCGCUCAAGAGCACUUGACAAGCGCCACUCGCAAGUCUCCUACCAACAAUGUUGCAGCAGGUUUCUACCAGUCGGCCAUGAAGCUUUUGAUCGUUGUCGAGCUGCUGAUGGGUGACAUCCCGGAUAGAGCCAUCUUCAGACAACCCUCCCUCGAGCGUGCUCUCUACCCCUACUUCCGUCUGGUCCAGGCCGUCCGCGUCGGUGACUUGCAAGGCUUCGUUCGUGUUGUUGAGGAGAACUCAACUCAAUUCCGCCGUGAUGGCACCUACACUUUGAUUCUUCGCUUGCGUCAAAACGUCAUCAAGACUGGUGUUCGCAUGCUCUCUCUGUCAUACUCUCGCAUUUCACUUCGCGACAUUUGUCUGCGUCUUGGUGUCGAGAGCGAGGAGUCUGCCGAGUACAUUGUCGCAAAGGCUAUCCGUGAUGGUGUCAUCGAGGCAUCCCUCGACCACGAGCAUGGUUUCAUGGAGUCUAAGCAGGCUGGAGAUAUCUACGCUACUAGAGAGCCUGCUGAGGCUUUCCACGAACGUAUCAAGGCCUGUCUGAGCAUUCACGACGAGUGCGUAAUGGCCAUGAGAUAUCCCAUGAACAAGCAUAGGCAAGAGCUCAAGAAUGCUCAGGAAGCCCGCGAGAGGGAGCGCGAGCUCGCCAAGGAGAUUCAGGACGGCGACAUGGAUGAUGACGACGCUGGCGAUUUUGAGGGCAUGUAAAGCGUGGAAAUGCAUAUAGAUACGACUCGACUAUGUAAGAUCAAGAUGCGCUUGACCAAAGGGAAGACGUGAAUCAUUUGAUGAGCAGCAUGGCGUCCGCCG